AUGGCUACUCAAGAAAUCCCAACCUUUAAAUUGGUCCUCGUUGGUGACGGUGGUACCGGAAAGACCACUUUUGUCAAGAGACACUUGACCGGUGAGUUCGAAAAGAAGUACAUUGCUACUUUGGGUGUCGAAGUCCAUCCUUUGGGAUUCCACACCAACUACGGUGAAUUGAAGUUCGACGUGUGGGACACUGCUGGCCAAGAGAAGUUUGGUGGCUUGAGAGAUGGUUACUACAUUAACGGACAAUGUGGUAUCAUCAUGUUCGAUGUCACCUCAAGAAUUACCUACAAGAACGUUCCUAACUGGCACAGAGACUUGGUUAGAGUUUGUGAAAACAUUCCAAUUGUCUUGUGUGGUAACAAGGUCGAUGUCAAGGAACGUAAGGUCAAGGCUAGAACCAUCACUUUCCACAGAAAGAAGAACUUGCAGUACUACGAUAUUUCUGCAAAGUCCAACUACAACUUCGAGAAGCCUUUCCUUUGGUUGGCCAGAAAGUUGGUUGGUAACCCACAGUUGGAGUUUGUUGCUUCGCCAGCUUUGGCUCCUCCAGAAGUCCAAGUCGAUGCCGACUUGAUGCAAAAGUACCAACAGGAAAUGGAACAGGCUACUGCUUUGCCAUUGCCUGAUGAAGAUGACGCUGACUUGUAA
Clavispora lusitaniae ATCC 42720 is the source of this 648-nucleotide messenger RNA. It is a transcript of the gene GSP1, whose product is annotated as Ran GTPase. The record is from RefSeq and is a predicted model, not a curated record. Lineage: Eukaryota; Fungi; Ascomycota; Pichiomycetes; Serinales; Metschnikowiaceae. Gene Ontology annotation, cellular component: cytoplasm; nucleus. Gene Ontology annotation, biological process: ribosomal subunit export from nucleus; protein import into nucleus. Gene Ontology annotation, molecular function: GTP binding; GTPase activity.